This is a messenger RNA of Mycena indigotica, 1035 nucleotides long. RefSeq lists its product as uncharacterized. The record is from RefSeq and is a predicted model, not a curated record. Gene Ontology annotation, cellular component: nucleus. The transcript has 4 exons. Lineage: Eukaryota; Fungi; Basidiomycota; Agaricomycetes; Agaricales; Mycenaceae. The coding region runs from base 1 to 1035 and encodes 344 amino acids.
AUGAACCUUGGACUCGGCGACUACGGCAGCGAUAGCGAGCACGAAAGCGAGGCAGAGGAUGUCCAAACCAAGCCUGCUGCUGCCCCGACCCCAGCCCCAGCCCCCAAGAAACGGCCGCCAAAGAAAAUCACGAUCGGCCUACCUGCGCUUUCUCCAGCAGUUGAAGAUGAUGACCUGGACGGAGAACGGCCGCCCGCAAAGAAAGCGAGACUAGAGCCCGGCGCUGGGAAAUCGUUGCUAUUGUCAAUGCUACCCGCACCUAAAGAAAAGAAUCCAAUCCUGCCUGCUCCCCAACGAACAUUAGGUGGUGGCGCAGCCCCAGCGUUGGACUUUGAGACGGCCAAGCCGGAAAAGAGCGAGUCGAUUGCGUUCCGACCAACUUCUUUGACGAAGGGGAAGACAAAUGUCAAUCUGGAGGAUGGUGCAAGCGGCAGCAAAGCAUCGUCGACGCGGGCAGUCCAGUCCAAUGUCGAUUUCUUUUCGCUCGCAGGACCGUCAAUACCCCAGUCCACGGCGACGCCUGAGUUGUCUGUUUCCCGUCCCUCAGUCUCAUCUGCGCCAAACAUCCCCAAAUUCGAGCCCCCAGAGCCGACCCCAAAUGACCCAUAUCCUGGAUACUACACCCUCCCCUCCGGCACUUGGGCGGCCUAUGAUCCGGCCUAUUAUGCGAAAUUUACCAAGAAGUGGCAAGCCGAAUACGACGCACACGUCCGCGCGCUGGAGAAAGGGAAGGUCAAAGGUUUCGAGGAGCUCGACAAUGCCGAGGUGGAAGAAAUAAACGCGGAGAAGGAGAGAGAGAAGGCUAAGAAGGAGUUCCACGAACGAGAGACCAGGAAAGCGAUGACGAUGGGCGGGAGUGGGCCGUCUGCACCAAACAUCAAGCUCACGGCCUCCAAAUCAAGUAGGAUAGCGAAUUCGCGUCACCAGUUGGCCACAAUGCUGCAUCAAGCCUACGCCAACAGAGAGGCACUGGAGGAAAAGAUCGCAGAGGGAAAGCGCAAUCGAAAAGAGGCCGGCAACAAAUACGGCUUUUAG